Messenger RNA from Spodoptera exigua (beet armyworm), 1101 nucleotides. The record is from the annotation of a GenBank genome assembly. NCBI's taxonomy places the organism in Eukaryota, Metazoa, Arthropoda, Insecta, Lepidoptera, Noctuidae.
AUGGCGCAGACACCGCCAGAGCCGCUGUUGUUAGAUUCACACAAGUACAUAUUGUCGUGGGAACAUUACUACAUAAUAUCUGACUAUGAUGACUUACAGUGUCCGGUAAAGAACUGCAUAUUCACACACGAUAAGAAUUUAUACAACGGAGACUAUUCGCAAUUUGACGCUAUAUUAUUUUAUGAGAGAAGUUUGACUCUCCCAGUAGAAUACCUUCCAAUAAAUCGAACUAGCUCACAAUUAUACGUAUUCGCCACAAUAGAGUCUUCAUACAACUAUCCAGCUUGUGAGCUCUAUUUCGACAACUUCUUCAACUGGACGAUGACUUACAGACUCAAUUCAGACAUUGGUUGGCCCUAUUUUGUAGUACGCAAUCUGACAGGGCACAUUUUGGCUCCAAGUGUCAAUGUAAAGUGGCCAAAUCAUAAAGAUAUACCGAUCAGUCCUAAUGUAAUUAAAAAGUUAGCCAAUAAAACGAGAGCUGCCGGUUGGCUGGUGAGUCACUGUCGCGCAGAAAGCAUGAGGGAUGAAUAUCUCACGCGACUCCAAGAGCAUUUAUACCAUUUUUCUCUACAAAUUGACGUGUUUGGCGCGUGUUCUAACAUUAGAUGCAGAUAUAGCAGUUGCGAAGAAAUGUUCACUAGGGAUUAUUAUUUUUACAUGGCAUUUGAGAACUCUUUCGAUGAAGAUUACGUCACUGAGAAGGUGCUGCACGGGUACGAUAAUUAUGCGGUCCCCAUUGUCUACGGCGGUGCUAAUUAUACCAGAUUCCUGCCACCUGGUUCGUAUAUCAACGCCCGUGAGUAUCAUCCGUACAACUUGGCAUACCUCAUUCACCAAGCUAUAAAACACCCAUCGAUAUACCACGAGUACUUUAGAUGGAGACACUUUUAUACGAUAGACGCGGGCCCACCGGGCACCCAUCCUCUCUGUAAACUUUGUGCAGCCCUAAACACAAACACUAUAGGCCGUAAGACCUAUGAUAAGUUCAGGCUGUGGUGGAACUUACCCAAUGGCAUGAAGUGGUGCCUGUCACCUUCAUUCUGGAAUGAAAUAACGCUUCUCCAUAUAGAUAACAAACACAUCGUGAAUAUGUACUAA